Hevea brasiliensis (rubber tree) is the source of this 1473-nucleotide messenger RNA. RefSeq lists its product as uncharacterized. Gene Ontology annotation, molecular function: structural constituent of ribosome. NCBI's taxonomy places the organism in Eukaryota, Viridiplantae, Streptophyta, Magnoliopsida, Malpighiales, Euphorbiaceae. Gene Ontology annotation, biological process: translation. The transcript has 2 exons. Gene Ontology annotation, cellular component: ribosome. The coding region runs from base 321 to 974 and encodes 217 amino acids. The record is from RefSeq and is a predicted model, not a curated record.
UCGUACUCAAAUUCUCAUUUGUUUCAGCUUAAUUUUUCUUUAUUACUAAAAUACGGCACCGUUUUCUUCCUUCCUAACCCUCUGUACGCCCUUUCGUUUUCCCUGCUAGCUCUUUUCUCCGACUUCCGCCGUUGUGCUCCUGCCCUUGCUGGCGACCGAACCACCGCACAGACCUACUUCAACCUUCCUCAACACUCUCCAGUCUCCACCGACCACUACGAAGGUCAUAUACUUUCCUUAAAUGAUAGCUUCGAGAAUGGGUUCCAUAUAGAUUGGGUUUUUGAUUAAAGGAAAAUAGACUGCGGUAGUAAAUUUUGCAAAUGAACUUGAUUUUAAGAUUAAGGCAUCAUAUACCAAAUGGGUUUUCUACAAAACCCUUCUUUCGGCCACUGGUCCUAUUGAAUUUCACGAAUAUGAAUGGGGUGUCGUCUCGUGGAUAUGCCCAACCUGCAAGGGAAACUCAGGAAGAGGAAGAAGAGGUUGAAAUUGAUCAGAGGAGGCUUCCAGCUGAUUAUGAUCCUGCUACUUUUGAUCCCACAGAGCAUCGCAGUCCUCCAACAGAGCGUGUUUUUAGGCUUGUUAAUGAAAUUGCAGGGCUCACGCUGGUGGAGGUUGCUGAGCUAAGUUCCAUUAUAAUGAGAAAGAAGGGAAUGACAGAGUUACCAGUUGUGGGGGUUGUGAAGGCUGGUGCUGCUGGAUUGGCUGGAAUGGCAAUGAAGGCUCCAACUGCAGCUGCCAAGGAAGAAAAGAAGCCAGAGAAGACUGUUUUCGAAUUGAAAUUGGAGUCAUAUGAAGCAGCUUCAAAGAUUAAGAUAAUCAAGGAGGUUAGGAGUUUUACUGAUUUGGGUCUUAAGGAAGCCAAGGAUUUGGUAGAGAAGACGCCAUCAGUGCUGAAAACAGGAGUAUCAAAGGAAGAAGGUGAGCAAAUAAUUGAGAAGAUGAAAGCUGUUGGGGCCAAAGUUGUGAUGGAAUGAGACAAAGCCAUUUGACCCAUAUUUGGUAAUCUGUGGGAAUAUUAUAAAAUCUUGUUAUUUGUUUACUUUAGACACUUCAACUUUCAAUAUUUAUCAAGUUUCAGUUCAAAAAUAGCAGUAUGAAAGGACUUUUGGCUAUUACUAUCUUCCGUGUUUGUCUUUAGGUCUAUGAAGUUGCUCUCUUAAAAAAGAAAGAAAAAGCCUGAUAGACAUGCUGCUCAAUUGCUGUAUGGAUGAAAAUCUUCUCAAUAUAUGGUGUCUCUGGUUCUUUCAUAUCAUUUUCUUCCUUUUUUUCAAGUGAUGUCAAGAAAGACAGCUAAAUUAGUGCAGAAUGUUGCAUAUUGUUUUUACUAUGGUUUUAUGUUAGGAAUCUUUGGCAUUGAGAUUUAUGUGAUAAAAGGGAAUAGUUUCUUGCCACAUUUUUUCUUUCUUCAUAUGCCUGUGUCUGUGCCUUGUAAUUUUUUCUGUUGAUAAUUAUCUGUUGUCUUCAAUUUUUUCA